AUGGCCCGAAUCUUAUUCAGUGCCAAUUUCUUUUAUAGAGCAAGGUUUGGUCCAUUUGACCCUGAGGAUAAUCCACGAACAUCACAAUCUAGAGGUAAAGGGUAUAGUUUUGAAGAAGAUGAAGACAGAUAUGAUGGACCAGAGUAUAUCAGGUCCAGAUUCUCUGCAAAAUCAGGAACCAGAAAUUAUACGACUUUAUCCAUGUACAGUGUUAAAAGCAGUAGAGUAUUGGAUGAUGAAGAAGAUUUAGAAAGAUGUUCAUCACACUUGUCUGAGCGGGGCUAUGAAAACGGAAUAGAAAGACCAACUGAUGAGCUGAUAGAUUUAGAAGAUAGUUUAGAUAAUAGACAAAGACAUGGAAUCCAAAACGGAGAUACUGAGGUAAAUGGAGAUUUGAACGGUGAUAGAAUCAUCAAUGAAUAUGAUGAGAAUAAUUGUGAGAAUUCGGGAAACCAUCAAGUUGAUAUAAGCAAUGGCAGAAAUUCAAACGAAGUGGAAGAAAAUCGAGAUCAAACUGAAGAUGUUUUGGAAAGAAGACUUCAAGCGUUAAAAAGUAGAGGAAGUCCCUUGCUCAGAGCAGGAAGUCCUGAAGGAAAUGUGAAGGAACGAAGAAGAAGUGAAAGAUUUCCUGAUAAUACGAAUUUAUUAGCGAACCACGUUGACAAUGAAAAGGCAAGAGAAGAACAGCAAACGACAGAAAGAGAGGGAAGUCCUCAACGGGACACCUCUGCAACGAAUAAUCAAGGACGUCCACAACAAAAUGCGAGCGCAAUUAAUGGACGGAGGAGUCCUCAACAGAGUGCUACUGCAAAAAGAAGUGAUGGAAGUCCUCAGAUGAGUGCCAGAGCUCAAAGGAGUGAGGGAAGCCCAGAGAGAAACCUUAACGACAGACGAAGGAGUGAACGAUUCCCAGAUAACGAAAAUAUUUUUCAAAAGAAAAAUGAAAGGGAGCAAAAAGCGUCCACCAGUGUAAAGAAAAGUACAAGCGUCAGAAGAAGUCAACGAUUUCCAUCGAAAGAUGAAGCAUUACCAUCUACUGAAAAGUCAUCUACUGAACAACGAAAAUUGAAACAGUCCAACAGCUUCAGGGGUAGAAGCAGAGUCCCAGUGAGAAGAUUUAAGGUAUCCAAAUAUUCACAGGAAAUUAAUGCAUCAACGGAUGGAAAACAAAAAAGAGAGUUCCAAAAAGGACCCCAAAGUCUUGAUAGGAACGUUCCGAGUCGCCAAAGCAAAGAAGCCACAACAGAAAAUAAAAAUCAGUGUCCAGUUACGGGAUCUUUCCCUCCACGACCACCAUCUCGUCCUAGAAGCCAUGAUGGUCGGUACAGUGUGGACAGUUUGUAUUUACCAGACGAUCAUAAAAAACCGGAAGUAGACAAUUCUCAGCAACAAGCAAAAAACCGUGAUGACGAUAUAAGAGAGGACAGUCUGGAGAGACCACAUCUUGUUGCCCGUGAUAGCCUUUAUAUUAACAAACAAAACAAUAACAUCGAACAAAAAGGGAGUGAUAAUGACGGUAAAGAAAGUGAAGAUGGAAAUAACCAAUAUGGCUACUCUGGUUAUGGAUAUACUACAUCACAAGAUAGGUAA
Messenger RNA from Lottia gigantea (owl limpet), 1590 nucleotides. RefSeq lists its product as hypothetical. The coding region runs from base 1 to 1590 and encodes 529 amino acids. Lineage: Eukaryota; Metazoa; Mollusca; Gastropoda; Lottiidae. The record is from RefSeq and is a predicted model, not a curated record. The transcript has 15 exons.